Messenger RNA from Leptosia nina, 816 nucleotides. NCBI's taxonomy places the organism in Eukaryota, Metazoa, Arthropoda, Insecta, Lepidoptera, Pieridae. The record is from the annotation of a GenBank genome assembly.
AUGAGAUGGUCUUGUCAGUUCGCAGGACUAAACGCAGUGAAAAUAGUGAAAGUGGUAGUACCAGAAAUAAUACAAUACGGUGUCCAGGACGCGGUGAUAUUAGACUGUGAUUACACAUACGGUAACGAUACAUCGGGUCUCAUGGUGAAGUGGUUCUUCAAGAACAAAGCGCGACCAGUGUACCAAUGGAUCGCGAGCCAGAAACCCCAGGACAUGGGGAUAUUACGAGGCCGGGUGGACUUAACCUACCGGGUCUCGAGUGAUCCGUUAAAAAUGCACAGAGCACUUCGGAUAGUGAAGCCGAACACGGAUAUUUCGGGAGAUUACACCUGCGUCGUGUCCACGUUUAUGGAGGAGGACUCGAAAACGAAGCAAAUGAUUGUUUUCGUGCCGGAAACAAACUUCCGGCUGGUGCAGAACAAAACUGACGAUGACACAGUCAAUGUCAUCUGUGCAGCUGAUGGGGCCUUUCCUGCCCCAAACCUCACACUUGCAACGCCUGAAAGGCGCCUAGACGGUGUGUCUCAUCGGCUAAAACUGGUGAACGGACGGUAUUCAGCGGUGGCGUCAGUGACCCUGCUUGAUGCUGACCUACCCUCACCAGCUGAGUUCAUAUGUACAUUGAGAAUACCGCAAGCAAAGUACGCAGUGCGGAAGGAGGCUAUUUACUAUCCAGGUCCUAUUAGCACGACACCAGAAAUGCCCACAGCAGCAGAUAUGCAGUUGGCUGCAGCAGUCGGAUCAAGAGGUUCAAAACUGUUAUCUGCUCUGGCGAUCCUCGUGCUACCAGCGUUAGCUCACACUUUUUUAUCUUAG